ACUUUAUAUUCACCAACGGUCAACCGACGCAUCAUGUGUUAUACGAUGGACGUUGAAUGCCGUCAUCCCACGACCCCCCUCGAGCGUCGGUCACAAAUUUGAUUUCUGCAGUGAUCCAUGCAUCACCUCCCCGAGUGUCAAAAGAUUCAACCUAUCCGGCGUGCAUGGCCCUGAGCCGUUUGAGCCAUGGCAGAUCCAUUCGAAGUCCGCAUCCGGUUCACAUCGCUCCUCCAGCACCUGGACGCCUCCGUGACGUCCGCGCAGCGAGCUGCCAGCUAUGCGCUCAAGAACCGAGAUAUGGACGAGGACCUCCACUCGUGCAUCCUGGAGCAGCUGGAGCGCAAUAACAUGAAUGUCCGAGCGAAUAUCCUGUUCUUCGUCGAGCACCUGUGCGAUCUCGCGCAGCGUGAGAAUCACCUCGACUUUGUGCAGAUGAUACAAAAGGACAUUAUUCGAAUUAUCGACGCUGUCGCUCCUAGCGAUGGUAGCGGCGCCACCAACGUGAAAUUGGCAAGGAAG
Messenger RNA from Eremomyces bilateralis CBS 781.70, 519 nucleotides. RefSeq lists its product as uncharacterized. The record is from RefSeq and is a predicted model, not a curated record. The annotation marks the transcript as partial. The transcript is spliced from 2 exons. Gene Ontology annotation, cellular component: CTDK-1 complex. Lineage: Eukaryota; Fungi; Ascomycota; Dothideomycetes; Eremomycetales; Eremomycetaceae. Gene Ontology annotation, biological process: positive regulation of DNA-templated transcription, elongation; positive regulation of transcription by RNA polymerase I.